AUGCAGGACUUCCUCCGGAGAAACCGCAGCUCUCUCACCGAGUUCGUUCUUCUAGGAUUCUCCAGUAAUACAAAGAUAAACGUCAUUCUAUUCAGCGUCUUUCUCCUCCUCUACCUCAUCACCCUCCUAGGUAAUGGGCUCAUUAUCACCUUGAUUCGCGUGGAUUCCCGUCUCCACACACCCAUGUACUUUUUCCUCAGUGUCUUAUCCAUUCUGGAUAUGGGCUAUGUCACCACCACAGUGCCCCAAAUGCUGGUACAUCUGCUCCGUGAGAAGAAGACCAUUUCCUAUACUGGAUGUGUGGCCCAAAUGUACAUCUUCCUGAUGCUGGGGAUCACUGAGUCUUGGCUCUUUGCAAUCAUGGCUUAUGAUAGGUAUGUGGCCAUUUGCCAUCCUCUCAGAUAUAAAGUCAUCAUGAGCCCUUUGCUGCGUGGGUCAUUGGUGACCUUCUGUGGAUUCUGGGGUAUCAGCUGUGCCCUAAUAUAUACUGUCUCUGCUAUGAUUCUUCCCUAUUGUGGCCCCAAUGAGAUCAACCACUUCUUCUGUGAAGUGCCUGCUGUCCUGAAGUUGGCCUGUGCAGACACCUCUCUCAAUGACCAGGUAGACUUCAUCCUAGGCUUCAUCCUUCUCUUGAUCCCACUGUCCCUCAUCAUUGUUGUCUACAUCAAUAUCUUUGCUGCUAUCUUGAGGAUACGCUCCACUCAAGGGAGGCUCAAAGCCUUUUCCACCUGUGCUUCUCACAUCACUGUGGUCACUAUGUUCUCUAUCCCGUGUAUGGUUAUGUAUAUGAGACCUGGCUCUGAGUCCUCCCCAGAGGAGGAUAAGAAGCUGGCUCUCUUCUAUAAUGUCAUCUCUGCCUUCCUGAACCCCAUCAUCUACAGCCUUCGGAAUAAAGAUGUGAAGAGGGCUUUCCUUAAAGUGGUAGGCUGGGGCAAAGGGUCAGACUGA
This is a messenger RNA of Nannospalax galili (Upper Galilee mountains blind mole rat), 948 nucleotides long. Its product is annotated as olfactory receptor 2A12-like. Gene Ontology annotation, biological process: G protein-coupled receptor signaling pathway. The record is from RefSeq and is a predicted model, not a curated record. Bases 1 to 948 code for a protein of 315 amino acids. Gene Ontology annotation, molecular function: G protein-coupled receptor activity; olfactory receptor activity. NCBI's taxonomy places the organism in Eukaryota, Metazoa, Chordata, Mammalia, Rodentia, Spalacidae. The transcript has a single exon. Gene Ontology annotation, cellular component: membrane.